Lontra canadensis (Northern American river otter) is the source of this 2351-nucleotide messenger RNA. RefSeq names its product elastin-like. The coding region runs from base 1 to 2259 and encodes 752 amino acids. The transcript has 40 exons. Lineage: Eukaryota; Metazoa; Chordata; Mammalia; Carnivora; Mustelidae. The record is from RefSeq and is a predicted model, not a curated record.
AUGGCCAGCGCAAGAGACCCCAAGUGCACAGGCCACAGCUGGUUCACCUCGGUGGACGUGGGGAAACCCUGGCGAACAUCCGAAGAGACCGGCUGUCAAGGAGGCUGCGGAAGCCCCCGGGGCGGUCAGGCGGGCUGGGGCCUGCGGGCGACAGCUCUCUACCGGAGGACUCUCGGAGGGGAACGGCCCGUGAACGCGCGCAGAGCCGGCUCGCGCCAAAAAUUCCAAACCGGCCUCGAGGCCCCGCCCAAGAACGCCUUCUGCUCCGCCCACUCCCGGAUGCAGCCCAUCAGAGGCGCCCAGGGCGCCGGGGCUCCGCCUCCCCCACGUCUCUGCGUGCGCGUCACCGGGCCCGCUCCGCUGGCUCCUCAGGCCGUGCCCUCUCACUGCGCAGGCGUGACGUCUCCUCGGCGCCACCCCGGGCGGAGGCUGGGGCGCGGUACGGUGUCCUGGCUGAGGGGUGGCGCGGGGUCCGAGUUGGCCGAUAACACUCCCCAUCUUGUCCCACCUUAUUUUCGUAUUACACUUCCUCUAUCUGAAAUCCUGGCCUCUAUUUACUGGCUUAUUUGUUUACCACCCAUCCCCCAAGUUUCUGACAGGUUAGGGUUCCCAGCCCAUUGUGCCCGCACCUUCAGGGAACAUUCCAGUUCAUGGACCAGCACGGGAGGGCCUGGCAUAUCAGGACUACGUCCAUUGUCUCCGGGCCCAGGGAAAGGCUUCGGGAGCCCCAAUGGCUACAGAUCAGGCUACGGCUCCCCCAGUGGCCUGGGAGCAGGAUUUGGGAACGGGAAUGGGCUGGGAGCCCAGCCAGGCACAGGAGGGGGUGUGAAACCCCAGAAGCCAGGGUUUGGAAAUGGGCUGGCAAUGGGGACCUUCCCAGGUGCUGUCACCCAGCCAGGUUUUGGAGGGGGUGUGAGACCCCAGAAGCCAGUAUAUGGAAAUGGACUGGGAGCCAGUUCCUUCCCAGGGCUGGGAGCCCAGCCAGGCCCUGUGGCUCAGAAUGGUGGCCAGGCACCAGGAGUUGGAGGGGGCGUGAAACCUCAAAAGCCAGGACUCGGCAAUGGGAAUGGGAUGGGACUCGGAGCCCAGCCAGGCUUUGGAGGGGGCGGAAAACCCCAGAAGCCAGGAUUCAGGAAUGGGAACGGGCUGGGAGGUGGCGCCUUCCCGGGAGUAGGAGCCCAACCAGCGGGUCCUGCAACUCAAAACGGCUACAGACCAGGCUUUGGAGAGGGUAUGAAGCCCCAGAAACCAGGACUCGGGAAUGGCAACGGCUUGGGAGCCCAGCCAGGCCUAGUGACCCAGAACGGAUACGGAGCAGGUAGAAGCAGGGCUUUGGGGGGGGCCAUGAAGCCCCAGAAACCAGGAUUCAGGAAUGGCAAUGGGCUGGGAGGCCAGCCAGGCCCUGCGGUUCCCGUGGGCUACGGACCAGGCAUCGGUGAGGGCGGGAAGCUGCAGAAGCCAGUUUACAGGAAUGGGCUGGGAGCCGGAGUCUUCCCAGGCCAAGGGGCCCAGCCAGCCCUGGGAAGGGGCAUGAGCCCUCUAAAGUCAGACUUUACUCCGGGACUGCAGCUCCCAGCAGGAUAUGGCAACGGAAAUGGGGUGGGGGCCCAGCCAGGUCCCUGCCAUGGGAGGGUCCCUCCACUGCUUCUCCCCAGGCCUCCCACUUCGGGGGUCCCUUCUGCUAAAGAGGGCGGCGGCUGGGGUGCCAAAUCCCAGCCCUCUCCCCCAGGGCAGAAUGGCAAGUUCCCAGCACCGACUCCAGCCAUCCAGUGGGGGCUGAAACCUCAGAAAGCAGGAUACCAGCCCCUGAAUGGCUAUGGACUGGGAACAGAACUGGGCUUUGGUGGUGGCCUCAAGCCUCAGAAAGUUGGUUUUGCUUAUGGGAAUGGUCUGGGAGCUGGGGUCUUCCCUGAGGCCCACCUUAAGCCAGACUUUCCCGGGGUCAAUGGCUUUAGGAAUGGUGAGUAUGGGGAGGAAGCACCAGUGUACCCCAAAGCAGUAGUUUCGGGCUCUGAAGGAAAUGGUCAGGCCAGGGCCCUAAGGGGCUCUUGGCCCUCCGUGCAGCCUUGGGGGCUUGCCUUGAAGCCUGGAUAUGGGCCUGGAGGCACAUACCCAGGGGUCAGGAGCCAGCCAGCGACCUAUGGACAGCUAAGGCCAGAGCUGGGCCCUGGACCCUUUGGCAGCCCUCCAGUGAAGAGAGACAGCAGUGGCCCACUGGGAAAUGGCUAUGGAGGCCACUGUCCUCUUGGGAAAUGCUGAACACUGAGGCCCUUUCACUGACCACCCUGAGAGCCUCUCUACCACAGCCGUGUGUUGGGCGAGGACGGCCGGAUCCUGGGGCUUGGCUUCUG